GUCGCAGUGUGGGCAACAUGGAGAAGAAACACAUGUCUGCAUUUGAGCUGUAUAAAGCUCUGCAGCCAGAUCUUCCCCCUCCGGCUAAGAAAUCCUUUCAGCAGGUAAAGGUGGAAGCAAAGAAGAAAAAGAAAAAAGUAAAUGGGUCUGCAGUUACUAAUGUCAAAAAGUCAAAGACAAAUAAGAAGAAAAUACGAAAUAAGCUUUUGAAGGCAGCAAAUAAAGAGGAGGGAAAGCCAGCUGGAUCAAAUAAACCUCAGGAGGUGGAGGAUGGGGAUAAAGUAACAGGAGAGUCUCUGGAUGCUUUGCUGGCUGAGCUGACCAGAGUCAACAACAGCAGAGAGAGAGCCAGCUUGUUAUUCCAAUGGCUGAUCAGGCCUGUUCCUGCCAAGGCCUUCUUCAGUGAAACAUGGGAGAAGAAGCCUGUCUUUGUCCCACGCAAGAAUCCAGAUUACUAUAAGGGACUGUUUUCUACAGCUGAGUUUGACCGUAUAUUGAGAGAGGAGAAUGUUCAGUAUGGCGUGAACCUGGAUAUCACCAGCUAUGUUAACGGCAAGAGGGAAACACACAACCCACCAGGGAGAGCUCUGCCAUUCACAGUGUGGGACUUUUAUGAGAGUGGCUGCUCUGUCCGCCUGCUGAAUCCUCAGGCUUUCUGCUCCACUGUGUGGAAUGUGCUGUCCAUCCUCCAGGAGCAGUUUGGUAGCAUGGCAGGAGCCAAUGUAUAUCUGACGCCGCCUGGAACCCAAGGCUUCGCUCCACAUUAUGACGACAUUGAAGCUUUUGUGGUUCAGCUGGAAGGGAAGAAGCACUGGCGAGUGUACAAUCCGAGGUCAGAAGAGGAAGUCCUGCCUGUGCUUUCAAGUCCAAACUUCGACCAGGCAGAGAUCGGGAAGCCCAUCUUGGACGUGGUGCUGGAAGCAGGUGAUCUCCUCUACUUUCCUCGAGGAUUCAUCCAUCAGGGCAACUGCUUACCCGAUGCACACUCUCUCCACAUCACAAUCUCUUCUUACCAGAAAAACAGCUGGGGGGACCUGCUGCAGAAGGUCAUUCCUGCAGCAUUAGGGGUGGCGAUGGAGGAAGAUGUGGCGUUUAGACGAGGUUUACCUUUGGACUACCUGACCUACAUGGGAGUGCAAAAUUCAGACAAGGAGGAUCCACGGAGGGCAAAAUUCUUGUCCCGGAUUGAAAGUUUGAUGAAAAAACUGCCAAAUUAUGCCCCAGUGGAUGCUGCCGUCGACCAGAAGGCCAAAGAAGUCCUCCAUGAUUGUUUGCCUCCUGUCCUGACUCCAAAUGAGCUGGCAACCAGUGUGCAAGGAGCAGCAACCAGAUGGGCAGACGGUACAGUGAAGGAUGUGGGUGUCCUUAUUACUACCAAGACCCAAAUAAAAAUUAUCCGUGCAAUGUGUGCAAGACUAUGCAGUGACGGAGAUGCCGUGCACAUUUGCUACACCACAGAUAACUCCAGAGUUUACCACAAAGAGGAGCUCCAGAGCUUUGAAAUACAAACAGAGCACACAGAUGCCGUAGAGUUUCUGAUUCACUCCUACCCCAAAUUUGUGACCGUGGAAAGUUUGCCGUGUGAUUCUGUUCAGGACAAGAUUGCUUUGGCAGAACUCCUUUUUGAGAAGGGGAUCAUCCACACUGCUGAACCUCUUAAAUCACCACCAACUGUUCAUUCACACUGACCACAUAAAAAUAAAUGUUGUUCUGAACAAGAUCUCCAGC
Messenger RNA from Cyprinodon variegatus (sheepshead minnow), 1728 nucleotides. It is a transcript of the gene riox1, whose product is annotated as bifunctional lysine-specific demethylase and histidyl-hydroxylase NO66-like. The record is from RefSeq and is a predicted model, not a curated record. Gene Ontology annotation, cellular component: nucleolus. Lineage: Eukaryota; Metazoa; Chordata; Actinopteri; Cyprinodontiformes; Cyprinodontidae. The coding region runs from base 18 to 1688 and encodes 556 amino acids. The transcript is spliced from 15 exons. Gene Ontology annotation, molecular function: histone H3K4 demethylase activity; histone H3K36 demethylase activity.